GUUAUGGCACGCGCAAACAUUUUGUUUUGCCAGUCUUGCCGGUUUGCCAUCCAUUACAUCUGGACGAUAUAUUUAAUCACAAACCAUCAUGUCUAUGUCAGGCAUCAAGAUCGAUGACGAGAGUCUUCACCUCUAUCAGACCAUGCAAGGCAAAGAGAAAUCUCACAAAUUUGCAACCUUCAAAAUAUCCGACGAUGGAAAGAUGGUGGUAAUUGACCAAACAUUGAAGAGGGUUGAAACAAACACGAGAGAGGAGGAUCACGUAAUUUUUGACCAGAUGCUGGAAAAGCUGUGUGAUAGUGAGCCACGGUACAUCCUCUAUGACCUGAAUUUCCCCCGCAAGGAUGGGCGAGCAUUCCAUUACCUUGUGUACAUAUUUUGGUGUUCUGACAACGCACCAAUCAAGAAGAAAAUGGUAUCAGCUGCAACAAACGAGCUCCUCAAAAGAAAAUUUGGUGUGAAAAAGGAUUUCCAGAUAAAUGAUCGUGCCGACCUAAACUAUGACGAUAUUGCUGAUAAGGCUGAACAGAGCUCGAAGUAGACAUUUAUAGAACCAUAAGGACAGAGUUGUUAUGAAAGCCUGAUUUUUUUCUAGAUUUUUUAUUCCUUUUAUAUCACCCUUGUUGAAAUGUCUUUUAUGGGAUGCAGAAAAGCUGUAAAAAAAGACAGGUUUUUUUUGUAGUUGCUUUAUUAACUUAUUAAUAAAUGAUAAGAUUAUAAAAGAAAAA
This is a messenger RNA of Nematostella vectensis (starlet sea anemone), 728 nucleotides long. Its product is annotated as actin-depolymerizing factor 3. Lineage: Eukaryota; Metazoa; Cnidaria; Anthozoa; Actiniaria; Edwardsiidae. The transcript has a single exon. The coding region runs from base 89 to 541 and encodes 150 amino acids. Gene Ontology annotation, biological process: actin filament severing; actin filament depolymerization; cell motility. The record is from RefSeq and is a predicted model, not a curated record. Gene Ontology annotation, molecular function: actin filament binding. Gene Ontology annotation, cellular component: actin cytoskeleton; actin cortical patch; cytoplasm.